AUGCAUAGACACAGACAAAUCUCGGACCUUACCUGCAGAGUCAUACGCAUACAAGCAUCCCGCGUCCACAGAUACCCCUCGUACCGUGGCUUCACACCGUUGGGUCCUCUACUCACGCAUCUACUCCGUAAGACGCACACACACACACACACAGAGAGAAGCGGGCGGAAGGCGAACAAAGAAAAAGCGCGCAUAGGCUCAUCAGUAGUGGUGUGCCACACGCGCAGAUACGCGAGGAUGACGUCAUCAUUGUCGCCCUCAACGCUGCGCCUGUCGCACACUGCCGCCACCGUGGUAACCGAGGCGGUGGAUGUCAGCCUGGACGAGUAUUUUGAGGCCUGUCAGGCUUCAUCGUCUUCCGGCUCCUCAUCGCCCCGCUCGUCCUCGCCGCCCACGUCCAAGUCGGUGAGUUGCCCCUUUAAGGCAUCACCAUACGGCGCUGCAGUCAGUGAGAGAAACACCGCUACUGUCAAAAGCCACCACCACCACUCUUACAGCCUGCGAAGCGUCGAUCCGGCCGCUGCGGUUGCCGCAGGCCUCCCCACCCCUCUGCAAGGCAACGUCACGCGGCCGCUGAUGCUGCGUCCUCGGCCCUUACACAGCCCUUUGUUCCCUGACGCGCUCAUCUCCAUCCCCUCCACAGUAGACGAGGGGGGUGUACUACCGCAAGGCGCCUCGCCGUCUCACACGUCUACGCAUCUUCCUCACCCUUCCUGGAAGCCGGAGCCUGUCGCACAGCCGCGCGGAAGCACCGCAACACUUUCGCGUAAAGGUGCAGUCGUGCGAGGAGUGGCCGGUCACGUACUUGCGAAGCGACUGAAAAACACGACAUUGCCGUGUGCUCCUCCGUCUUACUCAUUCUCUUCUCUCUCUUCGGCGGUCAAUCACUCUGGUGCUGUAGCUCCGGAGUGGGUCAGCUCUGCAUUCAUGUUCCAGCUGCCGCCGCCUACAGACACCGCCGCUGCUGCCCAAGGGAAGAAGCGCUUGUCGACAACCAUCAUGACGCGGGGCGGGCCCGGCGGUCGUCCCUCCUCAACGUCACCACGCACGGCUCAUCGCGCGGUCGCCGCUGCGCAGGAGGACUGUCUCGCUCGCCAGCGAGCGGUGCUCUUCGACGUGCUUUGUGCCCUACGCCAGCACCCCACGGCAAGUUGCGAGAUGUGCGCAGACAAGGGUGGCUCACGUGACGGCGAACAUGCUGGCCCCUCCCCCGCUUCUUAUAGAGGUCAGUGGAGGAUGCGGGAAGCUGUGCUGACUGAGGCAGCUGCCAAGGCGUGGUCGCCCACGUUCUUGGGGGUGCUGGGGCAGCUUCUGGAGGUGGCUAAUGUCGUGGCAGCGGUCGACAACCAUGUACGUGAGUGCGAGCUGGUACUCGGUCACCACGCCGCAGGGGACCUCGCUGAAGCGCACGGCAUCUUCACUUCUAAUGUCACAGCGGAGUGCAAAGGUAUACAGGACGCAUCGGUGGCGUUGGAGAUAGCCGCAGUGCGGUCUCUAAAGCGGCUGUGCUCGGUCCUGCGGCAGCUGAGCACCGACUUUUGCCGAUGGGUGCUGCAGGUGCAGGAGUACUUGCUAGUGGUGUGUGAAGGUGCUGUAGCGGUGUCGCAUCUUAACGGACCGCAGCCGUCUCCUCUUCUCGCGGGGAGUGUACGGCCCGGCCUUUACAAGAGGGAUGAAGAGACGCCCUACGCAGGGGGUGGGAGGCAGUACCCCCUCGGCACUGGUUCGUACACCGCUGCAUCUUCCGGUGUGCCGCUUACAGUACUGCCCGUGUCGUGCUCACUGGCCGACCUCGUGACGGCCGUUCGUGAGAACAUUGCGCCGCUGCAGCGCUGCCACGUGCUGGUAGUGAAAAGCGGCUGCUUUGAAGGGCUUGCGAGCUUCAACAGACCAAGUGACACGUCGAGGCCUGCGUCGACCACAAGAGGGGCCGAAGCUCAUCCCGCUGGAGGACAGGCGCCGCCGCGGUCGUCUUCGUGCGCCUUGUUGGCCGCUCGCCUCCUUGACACACUCAUCAUUCAGGCCAGCGCCUUCCAGGACACGUCGACGAUGGACCUCUACCGCCUCUACGUCAUGAUGCUGCUCUACACCUCGUGGCCGUACGUGCUGCUCUGCACAGCAGCCAUUUUUGGCUUUGUCCGCGGCAUCGAUCCGCCAGUGUGGCGACGACAGCUACCACGGCUGUUUCGCUCUUCCUUCUCCCACGUGCGCAUCGGCGACGCCAGCCGCCGCUGCCCGACAGACAUUCUCUCCCUGCUGCUGAACUGCGUCGGGUACUAUAACGCCGACGACGUCGCCGCCUCCGUCGGCGCGGGAGAGAACGGAAGGGGUGUGGCACAGCCCACAAGAGAACCGUUGCCAUUGAGCGCUGGUCGAAGCUGUGACCCUGUUGUUACGUCGUGGGUGUCGGCUCCUCGCCAAGCGGGCGCCGGUAGAAGGAGUCGUUGCGUGGGGGAAGCCUCCGGGCAGUACGUUGCAAGAGUCGCCCUUGCGUCGGCCCGCACGUUUGUGCUGCGUAGUCUCGCCAGCUUCACGCGUCGGCACAGGCAAGUCGCUCUCUCGCGAACCCCAAUGCCUUCACGACGCAUCUCAGCUGCACUGACCAGUGUGAAGGGCCACACAGCGACGACGGCAACAGCCAUGUCGGCAACCUCGAGCACUCCAGCUGGAACGACGUCAUGUCAGCUUUGGCGCACGAAGAGUGUUAAGGAAAUUCUGCACUACAUAAUGUACGAAGCCGGCGACCGUCAAGGCGACAACCCUGGCGACGGUGACCAAGCGGGAAGUGGCGCCGUCUCUGCUAUCGUGGCUUACGCUCAACAGAAUCAGGACGUCCACCGCCGCGUCGUGCAAGCUGCAGCGCCAAGCACGGCCGUGGCGGCAGUCGACGCAACGGGGAGCAGCAACGCUAGCGGCAGCACCGGUGCAUUGCACUACGCGUACUUUCCCACAACAAUUCCACUCGGAUUCGUCACCAUGCUGGCGGAGGGCUUGACAGGGCAACAGCAGUGGCAGCAACGCCGUGGUGACGGUGGUGUGUUGAACUUCACCGAGGAGCAGGGAUGUCUGGCUUCAUCAUCACCCGCAUUUUAUCCGGGGCAGCGCAGGGUAGCUGGCGGAGGCGUGGGGUGUGGGAGGCCCCACUCACGCAUACGAUCCGGCGACACGAAUGCUACAGCCACUUUUGAGGACAACGAUGAUGAUGACGGCGGUGACAGCGGCGAUGAGGGUAGCGGGGUGCUGCGUCGGCGCGGCAUAUCGCUCUGGACACUCUCUAUUAGUGAGUCGGCCACCAUCCCAGACGUGCGCUUCACGAACAUCCUCGCUGAAGAGGAGGCGAAAUUCCUGGAUGCGGUCGAUGACGGUGGCACAAAAUUUAGCCAGCGAAGCCUGGCGCAGCGGAAGCGACGCUCCCAUCAGCUGUGGAUCAACGUCACCAUCCCGUGUGCACGCUGGGUCACGACGGCGCUGCUCAUCCCCAUUGGUGUGGCGGUGCAGCGGCUGCAGGAACGCCGUUUGCAAGCGCUGUUCACACGCUCACUGCAUACGGUUGUUGGUGGAGGUGACAGAGGAGGCGGCUGUUUUUAUCCACGUUCUCUGCAUGAACCAGCGCACGAGGCACAACAACAACAGCAGCAGCAGCAGCAACAACCAGUGGAUACGACGACUCCAGCAGAACCGCUACCGCUUGGACCCCUUGCGGCAUUCAAUGGACUUGCCAGAAAUGGGCUCGUGGGCCGCAGCAACACCGCUGCGUGCUCCUUUAUUCAUGCGACGAAGCUACUCGUUGACGUCGCCCUCUGCCGCGACCAGGAGAGGCUCGUUCACGGAUUCCUGGAGCAACUGCACCGAGUGCCGCGAUGGUGGGUACGUCAGGGCGAGGAUGGCGGGGUGGGGGCGUACGGCCGGCUCGGCACCGCCGCUCCGGUUAUUUCUGCCGUCUUCGCCGACGCGCUGCGCGGGAAGCGCUUCAGCGAGCUGGUGCGGCUCUCUGUGCUCCCCGCGAGGGUCGGCGGUGGUGCGGCAGCACCGAGCAUGACGACUGCCGAUACUCCCACUGCUUCGGGGCUGCAGGGUAGGCAAGGGAAAGAGGGGGAGGAAGGGCACAGCAGCCCUUCCGUUGUAGAGGACAUGCUCGACGUGUUCGCGUCCUUCCAGUUGAGCUUUGCCUUCCCCGACGCCUUCGAGUGCAUUUUGCAGCCGCGAGACUUGAGCAUGUACGUGGAGCCCUUGACGGGCACGACAGAGCGCAGCUACCAGACAUACUUUUGGCAGCGCCGCCGGCGCCUCUACGUGGAGGAAGGCGGUGCAGGGGAAAGGCGCGCAUCACCGGUGCCUUCAGUGGUCGCGGGCUCGACUGGUAUUGCGCUCGCCGAUGUGUGGAGUUACGCUUUUGGCUACCAAUGCGCCCUCUACUACGCCCACAUCACACUGCAGGCCCACCAGAAGCAGCUGCACGAACGCGACACGCAGGACGCACAGAUAGCCCAAUCAAUGGGCCCGCCAGGACAGAGUGCGAUGCAGCACCUGCAGUGUGUAUCGCGAGGCAUGGGAAGUGCCUACUAUACGCUCAACUUCGCUGUGGGCCAGCUGCUCUCCUUCACCCAGAAUGUCUCGAUGCGGGUCGUGUAUGACUUGGAGCGCCUGCUCGCCAAGGCCAUGAGCUCGUCGCCGGUGCUGCUCUCCUGCAUGGAGCUGUGCUACCAGCUGGAUGCGCUUCUACUGGAGCUAUACCUUGUGUCGUUCCCGGCUCGCCCGCCGGUUGCGCUGAACGUGCGGGAGCGAGGCAUGCAAUCCCCUGCCGCCGAGGCCGUACGUGCGGCGGUGCAGCGGACACUCGAAGUGGCACUCGAUCCCUCGCGCCUUCCUGCGUCGCACAUCCGCAAUUGCACUCGCAAUGCCGUCGAGGCCCUCGUCGCGACGGUGUCUGCCGCGGCGGAGCAUCACCCGUCCGCCCUCGCCGCACAUCUGCAGCCGCUGGUCGUGCGGCUGACUUUCAAUCGGUACUACGGCACCGAUGAGGAGACACUGUCAUUUCACUUUCGGUGA
Leishmania braziliensis MHOM/BR/75/M2904 is the source of this 5049-nucleotide messenger RNA. RefSeq lists its product as hypothetical. The record is from RefSeq and is a predicted model, not a curated record. The coding region runs from base 1 to 5049 and encodes 1682 amino acids. The transcript has a single exon. NCBI's taxonomy places the organism in Eukaryota, Euglenozoa, Kinetoplastea, Trypanosomatida, Trypanosomatidae.